Closterium sp. NIES-67 is the source of this 2552-nucleotide messenger RNA. Lineage: Eukaryota; Viridiplantae; Streptophyta; Zygnematophyceae; Desmidiales; Closteriaceae. The record is from the annotation of a GenBank genome assembly.
GGUCAUGUCGCCUCCAAACCGCAAAACUAGCAUCAGCAGCGGGAGCAGCGCCAUUUCCGCUCGUCAGAAUCGCGCCAGCAAUUCGAACUUACGUCCCGUUCUCCAGCAGCAUCCCCCUCAGCACCCGCCACGUCAGCCACCGUACCCUAGUCCCCCCUAUCCGCCAGGUCCCCCGUACCCGCAAGGUCCGCCUUACUCGCAAGGCCCGCCAUACCCCCCGCAGCAGCACCCGCCCGCGCCCUACCCCACCCCUUAUUCUCAUCCUAGCGCGCACCCGCACGGGCCGCCUCCCUUCCCGCCCUAUGCGAACGGCCCUCCCCCGCCCCCGGCCCCGCAAAUUACGGCCCGCAUUACCCGCUUCCCGCUGGCGCGGGCCCUCCGCCGUACGCACGCGGAUCUCGCGGCGGGCCCUCCGUCGGGGAAGAUGGUUACGGAUCGGACGGCCCGUUACACGGUUACACGUCGGACGAGCCGCCGUUUCGCCGCGGCGGCGCGUACGGUCGUGGCGCGAAUGGCAGCCCUAUGGCGGCGCCGCCGAGAUUAGUGUCCUCAAAGGGCCGCGCGACUCGGCAAUGGUGCGGCGGCAGAUUAUGCUCGCCGUCGCGCCUGCUUCUAAUCUUCAUCCCCGCUUUAGUGUUCUUCUUUAUAAUGAGCGGGCGGAGUCCCGAGAAUUCGCGCAAGGUAGAAGCGGAGGUGUGGGGAGGGGCGGAGGGUGUGGGUGCGUGGCUCGCGGGCGCAGGCGGGGCGGAAGCGCGCGCAGGCGUAGGAGCAGGCGCAGGCGCAGGGGGGGAGAAGGAUUUGCGGAGGGUGCGGUGGAGCAGCGAGGUGGAGGCGGGGGUGGUCGCGGGGGCGGUGGAGAAGGGCUUUAAGAUGGAUCUUAGCACUGCGCGGACUAAACUCCGCACAGAUGCUGACGUGGAGGGGGCCAACAUCGACCACAACAACUCCAUCACCAACCCCUGCUUGACACGUCACUCGCUGCUGCAGCGGGCCUAUCAGGAGGCGCCACCUGGCGCGCUCUCAGCGCUCGGCCAGCCGCGAUUCGUCCAGCGCAGCGGGUACCGGCUGUCGGCCAAUGAGUUCGCAGCAAUCGGGAUGAGCCUACGAGUCAUCAGAGAGAAUGGGGAUGACGGGCUGGGCCACUGCUACUGGGUGGGGCGGGACGGGCGGCAUUUGCAGGGCAGGCUGAGGGGAAUUUACCCUGGAGAACACCAUUUAUUGAUGUAUGAGACGGCAGUGUACCACUGUAGACUCAUGGCGGAAACCACAGGGGAUGGUGGUGGCACUGCAAUGAUCCAACUAGACCGUAUGGAUGUGCCCAUCUACAGUGAACCGCCUGCACCAGCAUCAGCCCUCUCCUCCCUGCUCCCCGCACACCCUCACGGGCAAGCACAUGCCACCCACGCAUGCCGCCACGCAUGCCCCGGCCCAUGGCAAUAAACGGAACGCCACACAACCGCAUAAACAAGGCUACGGCUUCACGCAUUGGCAAGCGAUUGGGCAUGGGCCAUCUUUUGAGUACAAUCUGGCCUUCUGCUCGUUCCCCAUGUACCGGGACCUCAACCCCUCCGCGCUGCACGUGUGGCUGCAGGUGCGUUCUCCCCUCCCUUUUUUCUCUCCCCUUCUCUUUCACUACCCUCGCUCUCCUGCUCGUCUCCCCUCCUCCCUCUCUUGCUACCCGAGAGCUCAAUCGUUCCACUCUUAACGCAUUCUCCACGCAACACAUGUGGGCUGCAACUGCAAUGUCCAUCCCUCCCAUCAGCCAUGCCAUGCCAUGCCAUGCCAUGCCAUCCCAUGCCUUGCCAUGCCAUCCCAUGCCAUGACAUGCCAUGCCAUGCCAUGCCAUCCCAUGCCUUGCCAUGCCGUGCCAUGCCAUCCCAUGCCUUGCCAUGCUGUGCCAUGCCAUCCCAUGCCUUGCCAUGCCGUGCCAUGCCAUCCCAUGCCAUGCCAUGCCAUGCCUUGCCAUGCCUCUCUCUAACCUUCCUCCCACCUAACUCCAUCGCACCCUGCUCUUCCUACCACCAUCCCAAGGUGAAGGUAGCGGCCCCAUCUCUCAUCUCUUUCCCCAGAAGUAUUCUAGAUGCCUCUCCCUCAUGCCUCCCAUGCCUCUCCCUCAUGCCUCUCCCUCAUGCCUCUCCCUCAUGCCUUCCAUGCCUCUCCCUCAUGCCUCCCAUGCCUCUCCCUCAUGCCUCUCCCUCAUGCCUCCCAUGCCUCUCCCUCAUGCCUCCCAUGCCUCUCCACUUUUUUCGGGUGCCUUUUUGUGUUGCCUUCUGAGUCAAGUCAAAAGUCCCAUCUCUCGUUUGCCAUCUCUCGUUUGCCAUCUCUCGUUUGCCAUCUCUCGUUUGCCAUCUCUCGUUUGCCAUCUCUCGUUUCCCAUCUCUCGUUUCCCAUCUCUCGUUUCCCAUCUCUCGUUUCCCAUCUCUCGUUUCCCAUCUCUCGUUUCCCAUCUCUCGUUUGCCAUCUCUCGUUUGCCAUCUCUCGUUUGCCAUCUCUCGUUUGCCAUCUCUCGUUUCCCAUCUCUCGUUUCCCAUCUCUCGUUUCCCAUCUCUCGU